AUGGUUCUGGCAAAAUCGAAGAAGAGCGUGGGGCUGGGCAAUGCCUUGAUGAACGAUCGCUUCGGCAAAGGCAAGGGAAGUGAGAGGAAGAAGCAGUCGGCCAUUACAAGAACCAACCAUGCCACUGGUGAACAAUAUCUUGUCAAUGAGAAGCAGGAUGCUUCGUGGGUCAAAAUGCGCUCCGUCACGGAGCAGGGCGCGUUGGACGAGUUUUUGGCCACGGCGGAGCUGGCGGGAACCGAUUUUACUGCCGAGAAGAUGAACAAUGUCAAAAUCAUCCACACCGACCAGAAGAACCCAUACCUCCUAUCUGCUACUGAGGAGCGCAAUGUUCUUGGCAAACACAAAAUGCACAGAGCUCGUCUAACCGUUCCUAGGAGGCCCAAGUGGGAUUCUACCACCACAGCACAGGAACUGGACGUUAGAGAAAGAGAAGCUUUUUUGAAUUGGAGGAGAGGAUUGGCUGAGCUGGAGGAGAACAACGACUUACUGAUGACGCCUUUUGAACGAAAUUUGGAAGUCUGGCGUCAAUUAUGGAGAGUUAUUGAGCGAUCCGACCUCAUUGUGCAGAUUGUGGAUGCUAGAAAUCCGUUGCUCUUCCGCUCAGAGGAUUUAGAGACCUACGUCAAGGAUAUUGAUCCCAAGAAGGAAAACUUACUUUUGAUCAACAAAGCGGAUAUGAUGACUUUGGCACAAAGGAAGUCAUGGGCGAAGCAUCUCAAGGAAGCCGGAAUUUCUUAUAAAUUCUUCUCGGCACAGCUGGCUAAAGAGCAAAUCGAGGCGCGUGAUAGAGACGGUGAGUCGGAGGAUGAGACUCCGGAGCCAUCAUCUCGCAGCGCCGGAAAGCAGCCGGCCGGGGACGAUGACUCGUCAGAGGAAGAAAGCGAGGAUGACGGAGGUGCUCCAGCUGGCGGCGAUGAGGAUGAGGAUAUCCAAAUUCUUACCGUUGAGGAGUUGGAGGAUAUUUUCCUUCAACAUGCCCCCAAAGAUGCUGCUGCGGACCAUAAACUACAAGUAGGAUUGGUUGGCUACCCAAAUGUUGGAAAAUCAUCCACCAUCAACGCUUUAAUAGGCGCCAAAAAGGUCUCUGUUUCAUCAACACCCGGAAAAACAAAGCACUUCCAGACCAUCCACCUCAGCGAGAACGUUAUUCUAUGCGAUUGUCCCGGUCUGGUGUUUCCCAACUUUGCCUUUACCAAGGCCGACCUAGUAUGCAAUGGUGUAUUGCCCAUUGAUCAAAUGAGAGAAUUCACUGGCCCCGUUGGACUGGUCACUCAGCGAAUCCCACAAAGAUUCCUUGAAGCCAUCUACGGUAUUCAAAUCAAGACUCGUCCCAUUGAGGAGGGAGGCACCGGCACUCCCACUUCAGAGGAAUUACUACGCGCAUAUGCAAAAGCCAGGGGUUUCCAAACUCAGGGCUUGGGUCAGCCAGACGAGGCCAGAGCCGCUCGAUACGUCUUGAAGGAUUACGUCAACGGCAAGCUGCUAUUUGUGCAUCCUCCACCCGGGAUUGAGGAUGCUAAGGCAUUCAACCGCGAACUGUAUAGCGAAUUCAACCUCCCUGAGAAACGGAGGGCUGCCCUCAUCGCUGCAACUGAGUCCAUGUCUCUCAGAGACGACGACAGCGUGACGGUGGAUUCCGACAUGGUGGCCAUUCCCGCCGGACCCAAGACGGAGAAACUUGACGCACGCUUCUUUGGCCCGGACCGGUCACAGGGUCAUUUGAAUAUGCCAUUCAACCAUAAAUACACCGAGCAGGGCCAAGCCUCCGGCAAAGUUCUGUCCGGGAGAAAAGCUCGAACAGUUGUUGCGUUGGAAAAUGGUAUAGACCCCAAGGACGCUCGGGCAGGGAGCAGCAAAAAGCACUUCAAGGGUGGCGCGAAAAAUGGCGGGAGCAAGAAGCACAGAUAUAUGAACACGGAUGAUUAA
Messenger RNA from Pochonia chlamydosporia 170, 1929 nucleotides. RefSeq names its product ribosome biogenesis GTPase Lsg1. The transcript is spliced from 2 exons. Bases 1 to 1929 code for a protein of 642 amino acids. Gene Ontology annotation, molecular function: GTP binding; GTPase activity. Gene Ontology annotation, cellular component: cytosol. Gene Ontology annotation, biological process: ribosomal subunit export from nucleus. NCBI's taxonomy places the organism in Eukaryota, Fungi, Ascomycota, Sordariomycetes, Hypocreales, Clavicipitaceae. The record is from RefSeq and is a predicted model, not a curated record.